AUGGCAACUCGACGUUCCGCUCGAUUGAGCGCACAGCCGGAUAUCAAGAUCCAGCCGCCCGCAGUCAAGCCUCCGCCCAAGCAGCCAACCCGCAAAAGGAAAUCUCCCGCAGAACCUACCGGUGCAGCCCCGGCCUCGGACCCGGUCACACCUCCGAGGAAACGGGGCACCAAGGCCGCGGCUCCCGUCACCCCCGUGCUUCCGCCGCCGAUAACACCCACUCCGAGCGCCGUGGGGUUCAUCGCCGAGAGAGCAAACGGCACCGCAAAGCCCCGCUCGAGGGCGGUCAACCGGCUUGCUGACCCGAAGACAACAAAUGCGCCGGUAAUCUCUCCGGAGAGCUCAAGAGUCCUCGCCUCUGAUCCCGUCGAGGCACCAUCGCCGUCCAAGCUAUCCAGCGAAGUCACAGCGGCUGCUGGUCCAGGAGCGAAGCAGACGACGACGGCGAAUAUCCUCGAGGAGGCAUGUCGUCAUCUCAUCGAGGUCGACCCUCGAAUGCAGCCCCUCAUCGAGAAGAACCACUGUCGCGUCUUCUCUCCGGAGGGCCUCGCGGAGAAGGUCGACCCGUUUGAGAGCCUCUGCAGCGGCAUCAUCUCACAGCAAGUAUCCGGCGCUGCAGCUCGAUCUAUCAAGAACAAAUUCGUUGCUCUGUUCACCGAAGAGGCCGACGAAGAGGCGAAGAAGAGGUUCCCUCAUCCCUCAGAAGUCGCCGCCACAUCCAUUGAACGCCUGCGGACCGCCGGCCUGUCCCAACGAAAAGCCGAGUACGUCAAGGGCCUAGCCGAGAAGUUCGCGAGCGGCGAGCUGAGCGCCCAGAUGAUGGCUGAGGCACCCUACGAAGAGGUUCGCGAUAAGCUCAUCGCGGUGCGAGGUCUGGGCCUGUGGUCUGUCGAGAUGUUCGCCUGCUUUGGACUCAAGAGGAUGGACGUCUUCUCGCUGGGUGAUCUCGGCGUUCAAAGAGGCAUGGCGGCGUUCGAAGGGCGGGAUGUAAAGAAGCUCAAGGCCAAAGGAGGCAAGUGGAAGUACAUGUCCGAAAAGGAGAUGGCCGAGAUCGCGAGUAGAUUCGCGCCGUACCGAAGUGUAUUCAUGUGGUACAUGUGGCGGGUGGAGGAGACCGAUAUAAGCACGUUGGAGUAG
Molecule: messenger RNA, 1137 nt
Organism: Colletotrichum karsti
Lineage: Eukaryota; Fungi; Ascomycota; Sordariomycetes; Glomerellales; Glomerellaceae
Product: DNA-3-methyladenine
Exons: 1
Coding region: 1-1137 (378 amino acids)
Biological process (GO): base-excision repair; DNA alkylation repair; base-excision repair, AP site formation
Cellular component (GO): nucleus; protein-DNA complex
Molecular function (GO): alkylated DNA binding; DNA-3-methyladenine glycosylase activity; DNA-7-methylguanine glycosylase activity
Source: RefSeq, a predicted model, not a curated record